Molecule: messenger RNA, 4332 nt
Organism: Huiozyma naganishii CBS 8797
Lineage: Eukaryota; Fungi; Ascomycota; Saccharomycetes; Saccharomycetales; Saccharomycetaceae
Gene: VPS15
Product: ubiquitin-binding serine/threonine protein kinase VPS15
Exons: 1
Coding region: 1-4332 (1443 amino acids)
Biological process (GO): protein targeting to vacuole; late endosome to vacuole transport; autophagy of peroxisome
Cellular component (GO): phosphatidylinositol 3-kinase complex, class III, type II; nucleus-vacuole junction; phosphatidylinositol 3-kinase complex, class III, type I
Molecular function (GO): ATP binding; protein binding; protein serine/threonine kinase activity
Source: RefSeq, a predicted model, not a curated record
AUGGGUGCGAAGCUGUCUCUCUUGGCACAGACGGCGCCGUCUAUCGGUAUCUUCUCGUACGUGGAUGUCCUGAAUGAGAUCCAUUACGUCUCACAACUGAACUCCUCAAAGUUUCUGAAGACUUGUAAGGGGAUUGACCCAAAUGGACCCGUGGUCAUAAAAGUGUUUAUAAAGCCACAGGAGAACUAUACAGUCUCUGCAGAACUGGACAAGAUUCGCAAGGAAUCCCUACUACUCAGUCAGUUGCCCAGCGUUCUCAACUUCAGCAAGAUUAUCGAGACGAGUAGGGCUGCGUAUUUAGUGCGGCAGUACAUGAGGGACAAUUUAUACGAUAGGAUAUCGUCAAGACCGUACCUGCAUCAAGUGGAAAAGUUGUUCAUAGCGUUUCAGAUUCUUACAGCGCUACAAGAGAUCCACAAACUGGAUGUCACCCACGGCGAUUUAAAACUGGAAAACAUUCUCCCCAACACCUGGAACUGGAUAUCUAUUGCAGAUUUCUCAAGCUGUUACAAACCAGUAUACCUCCCAGAAGAUAACCCUGGGGAGUUCACCUUCUAUUUCGAUACCUCAAAGAGGAGAUGCUGCUACUUGGCUCCUGAAAGGUUCAGUUCUCAAAGGGCGACUUCAGAGAAGGAAUAUUCUGUCACGAAAGAGAUGGACAUUUUCAGCGCGGGAUGUUGCAUUGCAGAGCUGUUUAACGAUGGUAUUGGUUUGUUUAAUCUGUCUGACAUAUUCAAGUACAAGAAUGGGGAACUUGAUGCAGAUGCACUUCUUUGUGAUUUGUUCCCUGAACAAGAACCUUUGAGACAGCUCAUUCUGGACAUGAUUGACUUGGACCCAAAUAACAGGCUGGCAUGCUCUCAGUUGCUGUCAAAGUACAGAGGAUCGUUGUUUCCAAACCAUUUCUAUACAUUCACUUACGAAUUCUUGAAGAAUUUGGCGAUAUUGAGCACAAAUGUAGCGGGGACUGGGAACAUAGUUUUUAACAAAACACUCGAAGAUAUGUCCUCUGUUACCGAUGAAUGUGUUGAUAAAUUCUACGUUGAUUUCGAAAAGAUAUGCACAUCCCUGGAGUUCCCGCUGACUAAAUUAGAACAAAGAGGCGGAAAACAGUACUCUUUCAAGUUGUCUCAUUCGAAGGCGUAUGCUUUGCAAUCUUUUAGUAAAUUACAGGAUAUUACCACAAUACGAGAAGAAUGCGCGUUGCUCUUUACAUCGUACCUUUCGCACGCCAUACGAAAUACCCUAUCCAGUAACACAAGACUGAAAUGUUUGGAACUGUUGACAAUCUUCUCACAAUACGUGUCGGAUGAGAAUAAACUGGACAGGAUAAUACCUUUUGUUGUGAUGAAUUUUGACCAUAUCGAUGAUGAAAACGUUCAAAGUCUCUCCGUCCAAUGCUUAUGUCAAAUACUCUCCCUGGUGGAAGCGGUGAGUCCGUUGAACGAGAACAUUUUUGUUGACUAUCUUAUGCCGAGACUCAAACGGUUAUUACAAUCAAGUGAGGAGAAGUCAUACGUCAGAGUAGUCUUUGCCAAUUGUUUGGGUGACCUGGUAACGACGGCGUGCAAGUUUCAAGAACUGUCGUUUGCAUCGAAAGAAAUACAACAAAAGAUCCCUUCAUCUGCCGACCAACUAGCACAAGGUUUGGCAGUUAUGGAAAUUACAAACCACUAUACGCGGAAGCUAUUGCAGCAAGUCGAGGAUUUGACUAUUCGUUUGUUAACCAGCAACGACGUAUGGGUGAAAGUUGCUCUGCUCAGGAAUAUCCUCCCCUUGUGUAAUUUUUUUGGGAAGGAGAUGACAAAUGAUGUUAUACUAAGCCACUUGAUAACGUAUUUUAACGAUCGAGAUUUUUUUCUAAGAAUGACAUUAGUUGACGUCAUUCCUGGGAUAGCCAUUCUGUUGGGGCCUAUUGCCUUGGAGCAAUACAUUUUACCACUUUUGAUCCAGACGUUAACCGAUUCUGAAGAAUGGGUCAUUGUCACAGUUCUUCAAGCAGUAGAGGACCUUGCAAAGAUAGGCAUUCUGUCAAAGAGGAUACUUUAUGAUACGGUUGCAAAUGUCGCACCGUUGCUACUUCAUCCAAAUCAUUCGAUUCACCAAUUUUCUCUGAGGAUAGUGUUUGAGAUUACCCAACAAAUGUCUGAUGCCGAGAUAUACUGUGGCUUAUACCCUAUAAUAAGACCUUUUUUUGGUUUUGAUAUUGACUUCGAUUUGGAGACUUUGAUUGAAACCUGCAAACAACCAGUGUCCAGAAUAAUCUACAAUCUACUGUGUAGUUGGUCCCUCAGAGCAUCAAAUUCUUUGUUUUGGCAGCAGGUGCCUAACGAACAUAUUGACUCAUUUGGGAACAAUGCAAUAUCGUUUGUCACAAAGGACUAUAUUCCUCGAAAUUACGGACUAGUGAAUGGGAAAGACAAAUUUAACAAAAAAGAGAUGAUUCUAUUGAAGAAUUCCAAAGAUAUCGUUGAAUCUUUUGACAAAAAACAGAUUCCGUUGACUAUCGAAGACAAAUUAUGGAUUGAUAAAUUUAAGACAAUUGGGUUACGUGACUCCGACUUAUGGAAGCUGGAAGUUUUGCGCGAAUACGUAACCCGAUCAACAAAAUCAUCUGGUCACAAAACGUCGAAACCUUUGUUUAACAAUAGUAGUGUGAGGAGAAAUUAUGAGAUUACUACUGAGCUAUCCAAUGUGAUGCCUCGCAAUGUAUUUUUUGAUAUCGAAUUUUAUGGGGACGAAAUAUUAAACGGCGUAGAAACCGAAAGCACACAGAGCGUCGAAGAAGAAAGUAGAUUUAAAGCAAACCUAUCAAAACGUCUUUUGACUCGAGAACGUUUGGGUUCUAUAGUGGAUAUGCAUGGAUCAUUGGUACUUAAGUCAGCUAACGCGACAGGUUUUGCCACUCAGGAUACUCAAAACGUUAAUGUUCGCUCCAAAUCCACUAUUACUCCAAGUGAGACGUCUAAAAGUAAAUCGCUAAGAUCUUUGGAUUCUUCGAAGAGAUACCUUGUCAAAAACAGUUACGAGGGGAAAGAAAAAACUGUAUUGCAGUUUUUGAACAAGUUUGAAAUUUCACCCUCUUUGCGCGACUUAAAAGAGUUUGGGUUUAUCACCUUUGCAGAAACUGAAUUGAACACGUUGCGUGACAUUAAGGGCAUGUUAAUUGCGAGUUUAGUUGGUGACAAGAAAAUUCCAGUAAUAUCUCUGAAUAUAUCAUUGAAGGAUAAGCCAUACCUAGUUGGCGGUUCUAUUCAAGGUGAUAUAUGUAUAUGGGAUAUGGAGCAUGUGGUCAAGGGAAGGAGACUAAAAUUUUCUUCAACUUAUGAGUGCAAUGCCACUAUUACGCAUAUGGAACUUAUUCCGGGCUUCGAUACGCUAGCAGUAUCUACCAAGAAUGGUAAAAUGGUGUUUCUGAGAAUACUUCAUAAGGAUCGUAAAGAUGGUAAAAGAAGCUACAGUUUUGAGCGUAUUAGAGAACUUGAUCUCAACAAGAAGUCGGCAAAUGCUACUACGAUCGAUGAGUACAUUGUAAACUUCAAGACGUUCAACAAUGAGGAUAGAUCACAUUUAGUCGGCUUGACUAAAUCCGGAUUGAUAAUAAUAAUUGACAUUUGUUCAAUGAGCAUUUUACGCUAUAUUGACAAUCCUGUUACACACGGCGCUGUAUCCUGUUUUGACGUCGACACUGACAAUGAUACAUUGAUAGUAGGUACCGUGAAGGGUAUUAUUGAUGUUUGGGACCUCAGGUUUAAAGUAUUGGUAGAGAGUUUUACAUUUGGAGAUAGUACUCCCAUAAAGUCGAUAAUAACCAGACGAAGCUAUCAUGACAACACAGUUGUUAUUACGGGCGGAUCCUCUGCGGCACUUUGUACCGUAUGGGACUACUCUAAACUGCAGUGUAAAAUGGCGAUUGUUUUAUCCGACGAGCAACCAUCCAUCAGUGCAUUUGUGGCAAACGUUAACAAUUUGGAGAGCUCAGGUAUCAAUCUGAAGAUGAAGCAAGACGUGAACAACCAAGAGAUAUCUUCUAUUGCCGUGAAGGGGUCCUCAAUCGUCAUUUCCAAACUGGAGACCUCUGAUUUGAUUAUAUGUGACAUGGAAACGCAUAGUAAUUCCAAAGCCAUUGCUGGGCCGAACGCGGCCUAUUAUUCUUUUGUGCCGGUGCAGGCGACUGCUGCUUUAUCGUUUAUUCUAAUAAAACCUAUGACGAGGAAGCCGAUAUUGACGAAGCAAAAGAAUGCUGUCACUUUGUCUGUAAUAGGCCAACUGGGACAAACCCCUCUUGUCAUUACUUCUAAUGUCCAGGGGACGAUUAAUGUGUUCAAAUGA